AUGGCAUCUUUAGGAAAACUGGAAGUGAUUUUCGUUGUAUUUUUAAUCUUAUUGACGAUUAUCUAUGAGGUAAAUGGUAUUCGAAGCGGAAAUAUUCGUCGUAACCAUAAACUUCGUCGUCGACGAGUUUCAACACUUCACGAAGAACGAUUCCUGAAAUUCCGUUUCCUUUCCGAACCUUCCGACACUUUUGCUGUUAAUGGAAGGGUGAGGCUGAACUGCUCUUAUAUGUUGUCGAAGCAAAAUGGCGUUAGCUCAGUCACGGAUUGGUUUAAGGAUAAUUCGUUGAUUGGGGGGUCUGAUUCGCAUAUCAAAGUAAUCAAAUAUCAGAAUGCGUCUGCGGAAUUUGAAGAGCUCAACAAAAAGAUCGGUAUUGACGGGAUUUACUACUGCCGAGUUACAGUUAACGACGGAGAAAAUUCGUGGACAUAUUUGUCCAAGAAGGCAGUUGUUCGCACACCCUAUCUUAGCAGAUUUGAGAAACAGCCUAUUAAUACCGAUGCAGCUAUAGGAGACUCCGUAGUAUUUGAAUGUGCACUUUCUUCGUACCCACCAGCGGAAUUCGAUUGGUACCAUAACAAUCAGAAAUUAAACGCAGCUUCCGACAGGAGUGUCACAAUAUAUCCAGGAUCUUCUGUGGUUGAAAUAACAAACGUGCAGCCAUAUCAUCGAGGAAGUUAUCGAUGUCUUGCAAAUAACCAAAUUUUUAAUCGAUCUAGUGAAGAGUCAUAUUUGGAUGUCUCUAAUAAAGUUAAUAGCGCGAAGCGCCCAUUCUUUUCUCUUCUCCCGGAAGAUGCAGUUUUAAAGGAAGGCGAUUCACUUGUAUUAAGAUGCUUGAUUAAUGGCGUAUCUCCUUCGGAAGUUCGAUGGUGGAAAGGUCCUAGAAUACUUCAAGUCGAUGAAAAUAAAGUAUCAUACAAGGCCGACAAUGUCAAGUUAAGUAGAGCUGCAACAGUAACUGUAUCUGCCAUUCCUGUGAUUGAACGGGCUCCGAAGGAUAUAGUUGCUCAAGAGGCGACAGAUGCUGAGUUUGAAUGCAUAGUACGUGCAAGUCCAGGAGCGCAAGUCAGAUGGUAUAAAAAUGGAGAGGCCAUCAUAGCAAGCGAGUACUUUAUGGUUGAGGGAAAUCAUCUGAAAAUAAUGGGUCUAGUCCAAAAGGAUCAAGCGGUUUAUCAGUGUGUGGCGGAAAACGACAUAGGAUCUGCUCAAGCGAGUGCUCAAUUAAUUGUUGAAAGUUCUGGUAACUUUUAUUUUUUUAAUAAUCUUUUGCGGUAUAGUUAUGCUCAUUUCUCUGAUUUAAUCGUAAAUUGGUUUUAUUUUGGUUCUUUAAGAGAUAUUCAUUUGUUGUUUGGUGGUACUAACGCAGAAGCUGCUUGUUCUGUUUUCGAUAUGAGCUUUUUUCUGGCGAUUAUAGCAAGUUUGUUUGCGGACUCUCAUGUUACUUCAUUUCUUUCAAUUUUUAUAGAAGCACUUGCUGAGUAUUACCACGCUUACCCUUUGAAAAAUUUGUUAUGGACUUCGGACACCAAUUCUUCAGAUGAGAUGGAUGUAUUCAAUUGUCAGCAUUUAAAAGUGCAUACUCGUUGUGAGUUACAACUUUCAGUUUUUCUGACGUACAUGCGUGGCAGAGCUGAUGUUCAGUGGAGGGUGGAGGGGUGGAGGAAGGCUAGGAACUUUCAAGUUGCCGGAUCUGAUGGACCUCCCAAACUGCCAUCGGAGCCUCUAGGCCUCCGGUGGACUAAUAUUGGUAGUCGGUUCGUUACUCUUACCUGGGACCAACCAUUACAUCCUCACGGCUCGCUGAUUGUUUAUCAUGUAUAUUACAAAGAAAUUGGAUCGCAAAGGGAGAGGAAUGUCAAUUCAUCAACAACAUCGUGCACUGUUUUAUCGCUGCAGCCGAAUACACAGUACUUGUUUCGUGUAGUUGCGGUUAAUGAAGCAGGGCUUGGAAAAUCAUCUUCCUUUCUUUCGAUCAGUACGCCGAAAGAACAGGUUGUUCCUGGUAAAAUAAGGAAUUUGCGAGCUAAGGCUUUGGGAUCUGAAACUAUUGAAGUCACUUGGAAUGCUCCAGUUUCUGAUCUCCCAGGGACGGAAGUGCACAAUUACAUACUUUUCUACAUACAGACAAAUAGUGGGAAUUCUGAACGGGAGACUCAGAUAACGACUGAUAAGACCUUUUAUGUCUUACGUGGGAUGGCGAAGUAUUCCGAGUAUAGGAUACGCGUUGAGGCAGUUGGACCGAAUGGGCCUGGUCUAAGUUCUGAUAGUGUCACAGUGCGAACAUUUUCUGAUAUACCGUCUGGAAGUCCUACCAAUGUCAGGGCUUAUGCGUUGUCCAGGAGCUCUGUCCAGGUAAUGUGGGGUCCAGUAAAGCUUGAAGACCAAAAUGGCGAAAUAACAGGGUACCGAUUAAAAUAUAAAUCGAAACAUCGUAAUAGCAAACCGGCUCCAAUAACUGUCGACAAGGGGAAGUUAACCUAUGUGAUUGAUGGACUGGAACCUGGAGUUGAAUAUACAAUACGGUUGGCAGCUAUAAAUGUGAAUGGCACGGGGCCGAUUUCUCAGGGUUACAAAGUUUCGACAUUAUUAGAAGAUAAGGAUGAAAGUCAUGUACCGCCUCCUCCUCAGAAACUUAUUUUGCAUUCUUCCUCGAAAUCUAUCUUGGCUAUGUGGGAUCCGCCGGCUGACUCACGGGUUAUGGUUCGAAAUUAUCAGCUUGGUUGGGGUCCUUUAGUUCCUGAUGUCCACCAAAUAGACCUGGGCAUCGACGCGCGCAACUACACCAUCAAAGAUCUGGAUACUAGCAGAGAAUAUGUUGUUUCUCUUCGAGCAGUUAAUAAUCAAGGUCCAGGGUUGCCUAUUUACGAAACUGCAGUCACAUCAUCCGGGAGUCUGGUAGAUACGUUUGCGGAUUCAAUCCCAAGUGCUUCUCUAAAGACUCCUGUGGAAGUCCGAGCAGAAACUCUUUCGUCUUCUGGCAUUUUAGUUUCUUGGACAGAUUUGGACAAUCCAUCGCCAGAAACUCGAGUUUACUCUGUGAAAUGUACUUCGAAUUCCGAAAGAGGUGCUGAACCGCGGCAGAAUAAAGUGAUGGCGACUCGAGUAAUCAUGGAAGGACUUUAUCCAAAUACCCAGUACGAGUGUAUGGUUCGCGUUCAUAGUGGCGAUUCUGUUUCAUCCUGGUCUAUGGCAGCAAUCAACAAAACUUUCCCGACCCCUCCCUCAAGUGCCCCCUGUGACUUAACUAUUAGUCCUUCGGAUAGUGAUCCUCAUACGAGUCGUAGCAAUUCACAUUUGGACUAUUUAGAAUAUCUGCUUUAUUACACGCAUGAGCCCGAUCGACCAAAUGAAGAAUGGUACCAAACUACGGUGGAAGGAAACCAGAUGACGUACACUAUUACGGAUUUAUUGCCGCGUACAACUUACUACUUUAAGGUGCAGGCAAGGAACGUGAAAGGUCUUGGCCCACAGUCUAAAGUUAAACGGUUCGAUCCGGGAGCUCCAGCUCCAAGACAGUUCCAGGUGCCUCCAGCUAUCGAGACAUUGCCAUCGACAAAGUUCUUCUCAGACACAGCUCUCGUCAUUUUCGGCAUAGUUGCAGUAGGGUGCGUAGUGAUAUUGGUAGCUGUUGUCAUAUGGCGUGCAAAAACCAGAGACUCGCGAAAAGCAAAUUCUAGUGGCUACGUAGUUGGAAAGAAAUCGUUAAGUGAUGCGAAGUCUCCCCCUGAUUUUUGGAUUGAUCAGAAUCGCAGUCAUCAUGUUAAAGACUUCUCUGGCGAUAGUCCUUCUGCGUCAUCCGCUGAUUUGAAGCGGGUUGGGAAUGGUGGUGACAGUGCUCCUCCUCGUUAUCAAAGUCUGCAAGCUAAUGGCUACAACUCCAGUCGUCAUAUAUCCUCUGCACUUGGAGCAUAUGGUAGCUUAUCUACUGCAGCGAUAAGAAGCUUGCCAGAGCCUUCUGAACGUAGAUUGAUUGGUGUUGCAGAAGCAAUCCCAGCCUGCCCUCCUAAAUACAGUGGAGAUUGCGAGAGCAAUGGUACUUUGACGAGAAGCUAUCACCAGUCUUCUUCAAGCUUAGAGAGUCGUCAGAGGACACCACAAGUCAUCUAUAGUGGAUCAAAUAGAUAUUUGGUUUGUUUUGUCGAAAUACUUAAACCUUCUCAAUUUGUCGCUUUAAUAGGAGGUUCGUUGCAGCCAUCAACGAAAGUGGAAUAUUCUGAUCAUGGAUCUUCGUAUGGUUCUUCGCAAGCUCUACAUGCUCAAACUCCUCCUCCUCAGUUACCAAAUCAGGGUCCGCCUCCAGGACCGCCGUCACAAAUGUCAGAUGGUUAUCGUACUCUGCGCAAUAAUAGCUCUAACCCCUUGAAAUCAUUUACGCAACUUGCUGGUGCGCCGCCUCCUCUUUCGCCUUCACAGGGCGAAGGGGCCACGCAAAUUGUAAGGCCAGUAGUGAUAGCUUCGCCACAUUCAAGGAUCAAUAAGCCAGCAGGUAUAGUUAUUGGUCAUAAGAGUUCUCAAGUUCCAGUUGGUCGGGCAACAGCUCAGCCUCGUGUUAAUGUGAAUAACCUUUAUGCUCCUUUCGUGCCUUCUGGGUUUUCGGAAAAAACCGCUUUGAAAGCAGGGGCUGAUAAUCGUCUCGAAACGCAGCCACUUCAGCAGUCUAAUUCUACAGAGGAACUGAAUGCCCAGAUGGAAAACUUGGACACCAUGAUAGAUGACUUACAAGCCAUGCAGCAUGAGUUCAAUGCUUCAUCUUAA
This is a messenger RNA of Enterobius vermicularis (human pinworm), 4755 nucleotides long. Lineage: Eukaryota; Metazoa; Nematoda; Chromadorea; Rhabditida; Oxyuridae. The record is from the annotation of a GenBank genome assembly.